AUGCAAUUACCUGUGCAGCAGCACUCCAAGGGCUUCUGCUUGGAGAACAGCGCACAAGAAGCCGUGACUCCUGGCCGCCACACCGAGCGCCACGGCACGGAGCCCGGCUACACCCCUACCGCCGCCGCCAUGACGGGCGAGCCUGGCGUUGCGGUUGAGCACGAGCGUGUGCGCGUGGAGGGCGGGCCCAUGGCCGGCCCCGAGGGUCUGGGCGCUGCCGGCACGGGCAUGGGCGCCGGCGCCGGCGCCGGAGCCGGCCUGGGUGGUGGCGCGCCGCUGGCCGCGGGCGUCGGCGCGGGGAUGGGCCCCGGCGAGGGCCUCGCGGCGCACGAGGGGGUUGGCGAGAGGGCCGCGCACGCGGCAGAGCGCGCGGCGGGCCGCGCCGAGGCGGCCGUCGGCCCGGAGUUCUGGGUGAAGCUCACGCGCGCAUGA
This is a messenger RNA of Monoraphidium neglectum, 432 nucleotides long. RefSeq lists its product as hypothetical. Lineage: Eukaryota; Viridiplantae; Chlorophyta; Chlorophyceae; Sphaeropleales; Selenastraceae. The transcript has 5 exons. The record is from RefSeq and is a predicted model, not a curated record. The coding region runs from base 1 to 432 and encodes 143 amino acids.